AUGGCGGUAGCGGGGGGAGCCCUGGUGGUGGCCCGGCGAAGACAGGCAGGAGGCAAGAGAAGCAGGUCAAGCAGAGGAGGUCCGCCGCGCAUACCAUUGAGGGAGCUUGUCCGCUUCAGGGAGCAGCAGUGGUUUUUGGAGGAGUUGGAGAAUGCCCGUGAUGGGGAUCCUAACUCCAUGCUUCGUUUAGCGAAGAUGUACUUGUAUGGUCAAGGGUGCGAACGGAGCAUCAACAUCGCUCAGGAAUGGUUGCGACGAGCUAGGGCUGGAGGGGUGUAUUGCACGCUGGACGAAUUAUUCACUGCCGAAGACCUGGACGCGAUUAGGCGCCAGAGCCGCAGUGGGACUGCGGAACGGCAGCAACAUCAGCAGUUGGAGCGUAGGCAGCACCACGGUCAAUAUUCAAGCCACGGAAUUUCGAACAAUACAUCGGAACGGCGUUAG
Molecule: messenger RNA, 444 nt
Organism: Volvox carteri f. nagariensis
Lineage: Eukaryota; Viridiplantae; Chlorophyta; Chlorophyceae; Chlamydomonadales; Volvocaceae
Exons: 4
Coding region: 1-444 (147 amino acids)
Molecular function (GO): protein binding
Source: RefSeq, a predicted model, not a curated record